GAUCUCUUAUCUCCAACUUAACCUGGAGCCGGUCAGCUGGUAAACAUGUUACCAUGGUGAUUUACCCGAUAACAAGGGAACGAGCUUCGUAGGACUGAAAACUCUGAAUUAAACCUGAGAAACUCUCCCUUACACUGCGUCACUCUGCUGGAGAGCCGGAGUCUGUGUAGGAACUGGAGAACCUGCUGCUACUCGACGUCGACUAAGGAACAUGAAGGUGCAGCUGAAGAUUCAGCUGCUGAAGUUCUGCUUUGUUCUUUUAAACAGCGUCUUCCUGGUUCUGGGUCUGAGCGUCUCCGGCUGUGGUCUCUGGAUUCUGUUUGACUCAGGAAGCUUCCUGACCGCUGUCUCCUCCGUGGAGCUGCGUACAGUAGCAGUGGGGCUGUUGGUGAUUGGUGGAGUGGUGACGGCUGUCAGUGUCAUUGGAUGUGUUGGAGCUGAUGGAGAGAACAGAGUCCUGCUGCUGAUAUACCUGGGUUUCCUCAUCGUCCUGGUUCUGGCUCAGGUGUUCGUCACACUGCUGCUGCUCAUCAACAGAAACAAGAUUGAAGUGGGUCUGAACACAGCAGUGGAUCACAUCAUGUUUAAGUACAGAGGCAGCAGCGUUCAGGACACACUGAUGGACAGUGUGCAGCAACAUGGGAGGUGCUGCGGCAGGACAGGGCCUGCUGAUUGGCUGAAGAACUCUUACAUUCACAGUCUGAACCUGAGCAUUCCACACGUUCUUCCGUGUUCCUGUUUCACAUCAUAUCAUCGCAGUGUGGACUCGUCCUGGUGCUCGGAGCAGCUCAACUUCACGCAGCCUCCUUUCGGGCGAGGAAACAGUUCGUAUGAUCAGGGAUGUGAGGCGACGCUCAGUGAUUGGCUGCAGGAGAACGCUCUGACGAUCGUGGGUAUGGACGUCAGCCUCAUGUUGAUUCAGGUGCUUCAGGUCGUGGUCGCAGUCGCCCUGUAUCGAGAGUUCGGAAGGAAAUCCUCUUUUGAAAUGAUCCAAUCCUGAUCCUACCGACGGUCUGGACCACAGAGACCCCCUGCUAUCACCAUGACAACGCUGACCGUAUAGGCCCCUCCUACCUGACUCAUCACCCUGACAACUAGGGAAGGGAACAGAUGUAGCUGAUAAUAAAAACAUUUAUUAAA
This is a messenger RNA of Paralichthys olivaceus (Japanese flounder), 1140 nucleotides long. NCBI's taxonomy places the organism in Eukaryota, Metazoa, Chordata, Actinopteri, Pleuronectiformes, Paralichthyidae. The record is from RefSeq and is a predicted model, not a curated record.